Oncorhynchus gorbuscha (pink salmon) is the source of this 3474-nucleotide messenger RNA. Its product is annotated as complement C1q tumor necrosis factor-related protein 1-like. Gene Ontology annotation, molecular function: protein binding. The transcript has 5 exons. Bases 459 to 1211 code for a protein of 250 amino acids. NCBI's taxonomy places the organism in Eukaryota, Metazoa, Chordata, Actinopteri, Salmoniformes, Salmonidae. The record is from RefSeq and is a predicted model, not a curated record.
CUCGGGAGCCCCGAGUUAAAGAGGGAAAUGUUUUAACUGGCACAGAAACACGAACGCAUAGACUCCAAGCGUCUACUUGGCAGACAGGGACGAAGAAGAAAGAGAAGAACGUGUGAUAAAGAAUAUGAUAAAUGAGCUCUGGUGGAGGUUUAGUGUACAGCUGAACCAUUCUGAGAGUAGUACGCUGCAGACUUGUCUUAGUAAUGGAUGUGUACUUCAGGGAGGGGUGGAGGGAUGGAGGGAGUCAUCAAGAGAUGAGAGAAAGGGAGGAUGAGUUAUAAUCAGCGAGGGGGGAGAGAAGACAGGGAGGGGAAAGCAAGCGAUCUACUGCGUGUUUAGGAGAGAGAGAGGCUGAGUAAAGUUUCUUACCCGGUUACAACAUUUUCCUCGCGCACAGCUGAUCCUCAACACCAAUACAUUCGCGAGCAUCGCUAGGAGGAACUCAAGGUGUGGUCAUCAUGUUGGGGGUGUGUCUGUCCGUCCUGUUGCUCCUCCCCCUGGCCACGUCCAUCCCCUCCCCCUCCCCCUCCAGACCUCCCCCAAGACUAUGCAGACGAUGCUGCGACCCCCUGCAGCCCCCAGAAUCCUCUGCUGCACACCCUGCCCACCACGCCGCCGCCACGCCAGAGGUCCACACCUACAUCAACAUGACCAUACUCAAAGGUGAUAAAGGUGACAGAGGAGAUAAAGGCAUGCCAGGGAAAAAUGGUAAAGAAGGUCCCCAAGGUUACCGGGGUCCCAUGGGUCCUCAAGGGACUAAGGGCCAGGCGGGCGCCCCGGGAGAUGCCUGUAAGACACAGCACUCCUCCUUCUCUGUAGGGAGACGUAAAUCCCUCCACAGUAUAGACUACUACCAGGCCCUAGUGUUUGACACGGUGUUCGUCAACCUCUACGAGCACUUCAACAUGUUCAAAGGUAAAUUCUACUGCUUCGUCCCAGGUAUCUACUUCUUCAACGUGAACAUCCACACGUGGAACUUCAAGGAGACCUACCUCCACCUGAUGCACAACGAUAAGGAGCAGGUGAUCCUGUACGCCCAGCCCAGUGAGAGGUCUAUCAUGCAGAGUCAGAGUGUGAUGAUGGACCUGGCGCUGAACGACGAGGUCUGGGUCAGGCUCUACAAGAGGGGGAGGGAGAACGGCGUCUAUAGUGAUGACGUGGACGUCUAUAUUACCUUUAAUGGAUACCUGGUGGCGCCUAGUGUCCAGUGAUCAGAGUGGAGGGGAAGGGGGAGGAAACUCUGUUGGAUUUUGGUCAUUUUAUCAUGCCAAGAGAGAGAGGGAACUUGCGCCAGUGUUGGAUUUUUUAUUUUGCUUGUGCCUAUAUAGCCUUCAGUGCUCACCAAAUUCAAAUGUAAUCUGGUUUGAUUUUGGUUGUCCGUUUGCAGUGCCUUCAGUGCUCACCAAAUGGACAUUUUAGUUGUUCCUUUGUAGUGCCUUCAGUUCUCACCAAAUGGAAACUCUGGGUUGAUUUUGAUUGUUCCUUUUUGGUGCUUUCAGUGCUCACCAAAUGGAAACUCUGGGUUGAUUUUGAUUGUUCCUUUUUGGUGCUUUCAGUUCUCACCAAAUGGAAACUCUGGGUUGAUUUUGAUUGUUCCUUUUUGGUGCUUUCAGUGCUCACCAAAUGGAAACUCUGGGUUGAUUUUGAUUGUUCCUUUUUGGUGCUUUUAGUUCUCACCAAAUGGAAACUCUGGGUUGAUUUUGAUUGUUCCUUUUUGGUGCUUUCAGUGCUCACCAAAUGGAAACUCUGGGUUGAUUUUGAUUGUUCCUUUUUGGUGCUUUUAGUUCUCACCAAAUGGAAACUCUGGGUUGAUUUUGAUUGUUCCUUUUUGGUGCUUUCAGUGCUCACCAAAUGGAAACUCUGGGUUGAUUUUGAUUGUUCCUUUUUGGUGCUUUCAGUUCUCACCAAAUGGAAACUCUGGGUUGGAUUUUGUUUGUACUUCCAUGGCUCCUAAAGCAGCCAAUGAUACAAAUGACCUGGGCACACGUUUUCCUCUGCCUCACGAUGUAUUCCUCUCAGGUACUUUGAAUGGGGAGGAUUGUGGGCAGUGUUGUGCAGUGUUGCAGUGUUGUGUAGUCCCAGUGAGAAAAUUUGGUUGAAAUUACAUAACUUUUUAAGCUUUUCAACGUCUUUUCAACAUAUUAUUUUGACCAAAAAACAUUUUCAAUUACUUUUCAAUGUCUUUUGCUCAUAGGGUGGUUUUGGGACUAGACUUGAAUGGACCCUGCAUUGAACUGUUGCUAAGGUGACCUCAAGGCUUUAAAAGAGAAAAAGGAGAUAAUGCCGUACCAUAUGAAUAUAUAGAGAUUGUUGAGUAAUUCAAGAUUAUAUUGAGAUAUAUAUUGAUAACUCAGUGUUAUGUGUUUUUAUAGAGAUUUACUUUAAGCUGCAGAGCAGCUUGUAACAUGUAAAUAUUUGUAUAGAUUUUUGUUACCUAAAAUGUUUUAUCACUAGUCUGGGUGCCAGUUGGUCUUUGCUUUAGCUGAACUGUUGUUGUUGUCACGUCCUGAACACAAUACGGUACUGUUGCUGAAUGCAGUUUGAAAAGGUUCUGCAUCCAGGCUGGGCUUACCCUAACCCAAUACCACCAAAACCUGAAAGUACUGAAUUCCAUUGUAUCAAUACAACACAUACUGUAUCAGAAAAAUAUAAACCAAACAAUCAUUUUUAAAAACCCAUUCAAACUAGAAGCCCAUUCUAAACCAGACCUUCUAGAACCAUUACUCCCCCAUUGUCAGUUGAGCAGGUUGAACAGAUGCAUUCGAUCUUUCACCUAGAGGUUAAAGGUCAAACCCUGACCCCUGCCUGUUUCCCACCAUUAGAGUACACAACCCCUCGUUACUGUCAAGAUUUGAAUAUGUCCUAGUAUUGCAAUACUGGGGAAUAGGGUGCCAAAAGUAGUGCACUAUAUAGGGAAUAUAAGGUGUGUCCUAGUAUGUCAUAGUAGUGUACUAUGUAGGGAAUAUAAGGUGUGUCCUAGUAUGUCAUAGUAGUGUACUAUGUAGGGAAUAUAAGGUGUGUCCUAGUCUGUCAUAGUAGUGUACUAUGUAGGGAAUAUGGGUGUGUCCUAGUAUGUCAUAGUAGUGUACUAUGUAGGGAAUAUGGGUGCAGUCUGGGAUUAUCAGUUUUGUUUGACAGCUCCAAUGAAAAACCCAACUAAAAGCUAAAGAUAGGACAAACAACAACAUGCGGGUUGGAUGGUGACGGUUGAAUCGGUUGCCAGAUGGACGACCAUAUCUCUCCUAUUACUGAUAAUUCUGUCCUCAGUCCACAGGGACUGGGGCUAAACUGGAGAUAGAGGAGAGACCAGCUGGUGUAUUAGGACAUGACUAGAUAGCGUUGUAGCCAAUUAGAAUAGGCUUUACUGGUGUAGUUCCCUAGGCAAAAGCUCCGUAGCCAAUUAGAAGAGGCUAUAGUGGUGUAAUUCCCUAGUCAAUAGCUCUGUAGCCAAUUAGAAUAGGCUUUACUGGUGUA